CAGAACCUCGGCAUUUCAACCGAGCCACGGAUCACAUAAGGCAUUCAUUCUGGAAACCCUCGCCGCCCCUCUCUUCCUCCCCAAACAUCACUAUCCCCUUCAUCUAGUGGCGCUCGUUCUGCACCGGCGGCAACGGGAAAAAUGGAUCAUGCUGUUUGAGUUCCUGCUCGAUGCAGUCGACAGGUUCCCGCUGCGUGAGGAGUUCACCGGCAGUUUUGAGCACUCAGAUCCAGUACCUCUAGUCUUGUUGCGGAACAGCGAAGCCGACCAUGCCGUUCCUGUGGACUCCAAUCCUGGGUCUGGUUGCGGUCAACAGUCGGCGGCGACGGCCAGAUGGGAUGGUUUUCGCCAGCGUCCGGAUGCAUCUCCGACUAGGUCGGCACAAUCGACUGCCAGAGUCAACCGAGAAGCCCCUGGUUGGACAAAAAGCGCUUGGACUUUGGAUGGAACUGAUUGACCUUUUAGACGGGUCAUAUGGCGUAGAGUCUUGUAUGAGCUUCAGAGUUUGUAAUAUUCUGUCCAUUGCGUAUUUAAGGAGAAACUGCUGCAGUAAGACGUCUUGUCAGUUUAAUGGCCAGUGUUUAUG
This is a messenger RNA of Triticum aestivum (bread wheat), 586 nucleotides long. RefSeq lists its product as uncharacterized. NCBI's taxonomy places the organism in Eukaryota, Viridiplantae, Streptophyta, Magnoliopsida, Poales, Poaceae. The record is from RefSeq and is a predicted model, not a curated record. The coding region runs from base 149 to 457 and encodes 102 amino acids. The transcript is spliced from 3 exons.